UCACUCAUUCCGUAGUAUUGUAAAUUCAGCCAGCUUCUUAUUAAAAUGCAUCAAAUCUGUUUAAGCAGUUGUGGUUUUAAAUCAGAAAACACAAAGUCUCGUGUUCUUAAUCGAAAAAUCAGUCAUCUAUUGACAUGCAAAAAAAGAUUUAUUUUGAAAGAGUGAUAUUAUUAAGUUGGUGACAAAAAGACUGAUGAAAUAACUUGGGACGUGAUGCCCUUGAAAUUUGAAAUUAUUAACUUUGUUAUUGCUUUCAGAAGGGUACUCGGACACUUAUGUACAUCUUCUUAAAGCCAGUUAUUGUGCAAUGAAGGCGUUGGAGUUGCCAAAAAGUGAAGUUACGUGAUAAUUUAUCGCAUGUUUGAAGUAAAUAAAAUAUUGACUACACAACUUCAUUUUGUUUCUAAUCAUGUUUAGUUCGUACAAAAAUAUAAGUAAUCUAUUCUCCGAAAUCCCUUUGUUUACCGUGUUAAAUCAAAUAAAGAAAAAUUUCUUCUCAGACUAAACGUAUCUGGCAAACUUUUUGCAAAAAUAUAAACCGAAGACCUCAUUUGGAUUGAAUCAUACAAUCCGUAUAUUUGUAAAAAUUUUUGUAAACAUCUCCACUAAGUUCUAUUGCAUAAACAUGUCAAGCAAGUCAGUAUCAUAUACCUGUGAUAGGACAGAAAAUACAGGAUCGUCCAGUCAAAGUAAUAUUUUGAAUGUAAAAUCUUCGUUCAAAGAACCUGGGUCCAAAAACAUACUUCAACAUCUGUUAACAACCUUCAGCAUGCCGUUUUGCGAUGAAGUAAAUAAAACUGCAGCCGCCGCACUAUCAGCGGAGGGAGAAGAGACAUCGGACGAUGAUAGUGCGAAUGACACUAAGGCGCAUCCGAUUAGUCUUGGAUGCCCUUACUGGGCGCAACGACGACGCACUAUUUCUGAACAAAGUGAUGAUAUUUGCUUCUUAGAUGAUGAUGGAAGUACUUAUCAAACUUCCGAUUCGUCCCCUGCGUACUAUGAUGAUGAUGAGGAUGAUGAUGAUGAUGAUGAAGAUAGUAGUGAUACAGAAGAUGACGACUGCACCAGCGAAAACAAUUUUGAUUUAGAAAAAUAUCACUCAAAUGAAAGUUUGGAUGAGAAAAUUUCAACCAGCAUCGAACCUACAACUCAUGGAAAAAUCAAAAAGGUUCGCUUUAACUUAGCUCCGGAGAUUCAUACAAUGUAUGCUUGGAGUUUCGCCUACCAAUCUGCCAGAAAGGGGCAUUGGGAAAUGUUUGCCCGUGAUCGAGAUCGUUUUCGCAAGCGAAUUGAGAACACUUCCAAAUACUUAAACCCAAUCCUAACACCUGAACAUCGUAAUAUGAUCUAUAAUACUAGGUUUAGCAAUGAAAUAUAAUAUAGUUAAGCAUAUAUUUUAAGUACAGUUACAUUUUAAGUAUACAUUUUUUAAUUUUAACUGCAAAUAAAAAAAGAUAGUACCUAAUCACGAAUGGUAAUUAUUUUCUAUAAAAUAUCUAUUGGAUCUAGUCCCGGCACCUUACUUCACUCUGACUCACUCGAUCCCAGAGCAGAAUAAAUUGUGGGGCUUAAAUGCAGAAUGCCUACAUUUUCCAGACUAAGAAGGUCCUUAUGGCCAUCAUAAUUGAAUGGUUUUUUUGAUGCCACUGUUUGUGUAAUAAAAAUUCUUUUAACCUUUGGUAGACACAUUUUAUUUUUUAACGUAAACGACACACGGCGUUGUUGAGUUUCACCUCAAUUCAUAAACUUUUUCCCACGAACAGAGUUAAGGUUUUUAUUAUAUUUACACUUUUUUUGUAAGUAUUUAGAAAACAUGAAUUUAAAAUGAAUUGCUUAAUUUAAUUUAUUCAAAGAUAUCAGAUAAUAAAUAUAUAAUACUAUUGUAACAUUCUUGGAUUUCAUUCAUAUAAAGAGAAUUUGUAUUAGCCUUUGUAUAGGCUUCGCGUUGUGAAGAAAUACCUAUGUCCGAAAACUAAUGUGAACUAAAAAAAAAGUAUAAGGAUAAUAUGGAAAAAUAGCAAAUUCAUAAAAGUUAGUUAGUGAAUUAUUAGUAAGUUAGUUGCAUUAUAUGGUUUAAGUAGUAGUAUGAACUAUAUUUUUAUAUAAAUUUAAUCAAAAUUCAAAAAAAUAAAUAGUCAAAACCUAUCAA
Anastrepha ludens (Mexican fruit fly) is the source of this 2149-nucleotide messenger RNA. It is a transcript of the gene PPP1R15, whose product is annotated as protein phosphatase 1 regulatory subunit 15A. The record is from RefSeq and is a predicted model, not a curated record. Gene Ontology annotation, cellular component: endoplasmic reticulum; protein phosphatase type 1 complex. The transcript has 2 exons. Lineage: Eukaryota; Metazoa; Arthropoda; Insecta; Diptera; Tephritidae. Gene Ontology annotation, biological process: response to endoplasmic reticulum stress. The coding region runs from base 626 to 1378 and encodes 250 amino acids. Gene Ontology annotation, molecular function: protein phosphatase regulator activity.